AUGCUGAUCGAGGCUAUCAAACAAGGAAGGGUGUUCAUGGUGAAGUAUCUUCUAGAUUGCAAAGCAGCCGAUGUAAAUGAAACUGAUAAAGAUGGACAGACACCAUUGAUCAGUGCGUGUCUUUUGGAUGAUAAUAUGUCGGCGACCCGAAGAAAACUUGUCCGCUUGUUUCUGGUGAAAAACGCAAACGUGAACAUGGCAGACAGUUCUGGUCGAAACGCUCUGAUGUGGGCCUGCCAUUUGGGAAAGAUCGACGUUGUUAAAAUCCUGUUUGGUCGUUCACUGAUGGACUUAGAUUUCACAUGUACGGAUCCUGUUGGUAACACAGCGUUACAUUAUGUGUCCUCAGCCGGACACUACCCUCUAACAAGCAUGCUCGUGGAAGCCAUGAACCGUUUUGGGGUAUCUUUGGACAGACGAAACAACGAAGGAAUGACGCCACUUUUAGCGGCGACAAAAAGCGGGAACGAGAUGUGCGCUAAUGUCCUGUUGGAAAACGGCGCAUCGCCAGAUAUUGUUGACCCAGAAACUCUUUUGAACGUCAAAGAGCUCGCAGAAGACGGGAAACUAAGUGAACUACUGGAGAAGAUUACCAUUCGCAGUCCUAGGACCCAGUCACGGUGUAUGUUUCCAAGGCAACCGGAUGAUGACGACAUGAGAUCGACGAUACGCAGCCCUGAUCGUUCAAGGGGGACCACGAGAGAUGAUUUGAAACAACCAGACAAACAAUCCAGUGAUAAUCGCGUAAAGGAAACCCGAACGCCUUUGGUGGGAAAACGAAAGGAAAAAGGAAGCAAAACAGAGUUGAAAUCUGGCAAACUGAAUACGACACAAAAUAGACCCAAGACAAAUACCAGAGAUAUUGCAGAGAUUAGAUCACGGAGUCCAUGUAUUAACUUCAUUCCUUGUCCUCGUCCGACUAGCCAAUGUAAUAUUGUACCACCUCAGACAAGAGAAACCAGAUCAGCUCAGCCGGGCAUCAAUGGCCUAACAAACCCUUACGAUCUGCGCAAUCUUCAAUCUGUGCUUUCCCUUUACGGUGAACAAACUGCUCCAGGCUUUAGAAAAGGCUUCACAACUCCUGGAAUGAGUAGCGAGGACUUCCAACACUACCUGGAAGAACUGAAAGUGAAAGAGAAGAGAAGAACCUCACACCAGCUCGGGUUCCACCACUCCCCCCUGCAACACCGUCGUCGCUCGGCCCUGCUGAAGGAACACAAUCUGCGCAGAAGCAGUGAUCCCACGCAUAACUGCCGCCGUCAUAGUGUAAAUCCUAGUCUAUUUCAAAGGGGGGGUCUAUUCGAUAGAAAUUUGUCUCAUCUCAUAGAUUUACAAUUGCCAGUGAGAACUAAUAAUCAAAGACGGCAUACGAUCAUGGUAUCCACCCCAAAAAUGGGGAAUUCGGGAUUCUGA
This is a messenger RNA of Dendronephthya gigantea, 1413 nucleotides long. Its product is annotated as ankyrin repeat and KH domain-containing protein mask-1-like. Gene Ontology annotation, molecular function: protein binding; RNA nuclease activity; RNA binding. The record is from RefSeq and is a predicted model, not a curated record. Gene Ontology annotation, biological process: RNA processing. Lineage: Eukaryota; Metazoa; Cnidaria; Anthozoa; Malacalcyonacea; Nephtheidae. The transcript is spliced from 2 exons. Bases 1 to 1413 code for a protein of 470 amino acids.